This is a messenger RNA of Pieris brassicae (large cabbage white), 2105 nucleotides long. RefSeq lists its product as uncharacterized. The coding region runs from base 128 to 943 and encodes 271 amino acids. NCBI's taxonomy places the organism in Eukaryota, Metazoa, Arthropoda, Insecta, Lepidoptera, Pieridae. The transcript has 5 exons. The record is from RefSeq and is a predicted model, not a curated record.
CCGGUCGAGUUGCGCGCGCAACACAACAAAACACAAUCUCGACGCGAACGCACGAAUGUCACCAAAAAUCGCGCGGGAAACCGCGGAGUACCGAUUUUUUGACAAUUGACGAACACAAUUCCCUACAAUGCGGCUGUUAAUAGUGUUAUGCUUUUGUGCCAGUGCGGUGUACGACGCUUCGGGGCAAGACAUUGAAGCUAUGAAAAAUAUGCCCAAAUAUGACGCUCGAUAUGAUUAUUUAGAUGUAGAUGCACUUUUUAAUAGUAAGAGACUAGUCAGAAAUUACGUUGAGUGUAUAAUUAAUGGACUAAGGUGCACACCUGAAGGAAAAGCUUUGAAAAGGCUCCUUCCAGAAGCAUUAAGGACGAAAUGCGUCAGGUGCACGGAGAGACAGAAGAGAACAGCUGUGAAGAUUAUAAAGCGGCUGAAAUACGAGUAUCCUGAGGAAUGGGCCAAAUUAGCCUCAAAAUGGGAUCCCACAGGAGACUUCACCAGAUAUUUCGAGGUGUAUCUGGCAAACGAACAAUUUAAUUCCAUCCCUAAUAGCAGCGUUGAGAUACCGUCCGCCUCGCCGCCGCCAGCACCACCCACGGCUCCUCCAGUGACGUCACAAGUUCCCGUCACAGCACCAACUCCGCCUAGACCUCUUCUACUCAACAGAUUUGGUGAUGACGGAGAGCUAAUGGUGGGCAGUCCAUCAUCAGGAGUUGCUACUCAGCGCACAACAUUACCGCCAAUGUCCACUGUUCCUACAAGGCCAAGAAGACCAACACCGGUAAGCUGGGCGACAACUGGCCAAGACAAGAUGACGAGAAUCCCGAAGACAGAAGAGCCAUACACCACCGCAAUCACCUUCAUUGACCAGAUUGGGAUUAAAAUCAUCAGGACAACAGAACUUGUUACGGACAUCUUAAAGAAUACCGUUCGGGCUGUCGUCGGUUAAAGGGUACUAAACAGCAACUGUUUGUUAGCAUGUUAGGUUAUUGAGAUUCCUUUAAAUUCUGCCAUUUAAAACGCCUCUUAUUAGCCUUAUUUAUAUCAAUCCGCUUCACCAUUAAACUAAAGAACUUACGUCUUGAUUCGUCAUCAUAAACAUUACCGACAGGGCCGCUAAAACCUCCGGCAGGGCCUGUAUGCGAAACCUAUAUACAUUGUUAAUUUUGACCGAACGUACUCCAGUUUUAUAUUAAGACUAUAUUUUCCUAAAUAGGUAUAACUAGUUCGCUUCCGCUUGGUUAUUCACGGUUCAUCUAGUUCCACCAUCUUAAAUUAAAGACAGACAAACAAAGUAAAAAGCAUAAACGUAAAUAGCUCGGACGUGUACAAUGAGCGCAAUACAUGUUUGUUAUUUAAAUUUGCGCCUAUAGUACCUAAUUACUUAUCAAUACUCCACUACAAAGAAUCUUGUGUAAGUGUAACAAAAAUUACUUCGAUGUCGGCGCCCUUAGAGCCUUGACGCACACAAUCGAGCGGCCCUGUUUAGAGACCAAAGAGUACUUUAGUUAAAGAGUGCAAUUAGACAGAUUAUACUACAUCUCUGUAGUUGUUAUCAAUAAGGGGUAAAUCGUUAUGAAAUUAAGAGGAUUUUUGUUAUGUAAUAAUACAAAUUAUUUAAAACAACUUUGUUUAGAGAGCAUUUGCAUUUCAAAGAACCUAACCUAUUAUAAAACAAAAACAUAUAAACUCAUUUUUGAGGUUAUCUUCAUUAUUCAGAUUUCGACUAAAGAUUCGAUCGAUUCGAUUCGAUUCGAUUCGAUCGUUCCGAUUCGAUUCAAUCUUGUCAAGUUAGUUUAAAUACGUUUCGAGUGGUUUAUGGAAGAAAAAUAGGAUUUUAAAAUAAAAUAUCUUUACUAUUGCUCGUCGGUGUCGUUUUGUGAGAUUUUUAGUUAAUUAAAUUUGACGACUACAAUUAAAUGGAUGUAAUGUCAUGACAAUGUAAUAAUAAUGCAAUCUAAAAUUAGGUUAGAUAUUAAAUUAUUUAUAUAUAUAUUAUUUGUACAAAUUAAGAAAUGUUAUAUAAAAAAAAAUAUUAAUACAUAAAACUUAUUUGUGUGUAAUAUUUAGGCAAUGUUAAGUAGCUACAUUGAGAAUAAAAAGUUUUAUAA